Molecule: messenger RNA, 1481 nt
Organism: Poecilia latipinna (sailfin molly)
Lineage: Eukaryota; Metazoa; Chordata; Actinopteri; Cyprinodontiformes; Poeciliidae
Product: atrial natriuretic peptide receptor 3
Exons: 7
Coding region: 422-1234 (270 amino acids)
Biological process (GO): signal transduction
Cellular component (GO): membrane
Molecular function (GO): natriuretic peptide receptor activity; peptide hormone binding
Source: RefSeq, a predicted model, not a curated record
AGUUGCACCCUUGCACAGACCAGUAGUCUGGCAAUCUUAAGUGUUGUGAGUUUGAUUCCAGCUCCGCCAGCAAUAAUGAUGUGCCCUUAGACAAGGCACUAAACCCCAAGUUGCCUGUCGGGUAAGAGUGUUUGAGUGAGUGAUCAUCAUAAUUAGAGGAGUGGUUCAAUUCAUGUACUUUCCAUUACAUUAUCCAGAUGUUAUAUUUGUGAGCUAUUCUGCCACAUUCUUCACCUAAAUAGUACAUGUACACAAGUGCUUUGUAAAUUUUCCAUGAUAGUGUUCUUUCAAAAGAAUGUUUUCUCAUGAACAAUGACUAUUUGUGUAUUGUAGUGUUCUUGCAAAAUUUUGACUGAAUUGUGACUGUGAUUUUUCUCCAGUGGUGAUCAUAUGUGCUGGAGCAGACAGGAUUCGAGAAAUCAUGCUUGCAGCACACAAGCAGCAGCUGACCAAUGGCAGUUACAUGUUUUUUAAUGUUGAUCUCUUCAAUGCCUCUUCUUAUGGCAAUGGCUCUUGGAAGAGAGAGGAUGAGUUUGACGACGAUGCCAGGCAAGCCUAUGCCUCCCUUAACACAGUGACUCUACUCAGAACAGUCAAGCCAGAGUAUGAGAACUUCUCCAUGGAGAUGAAAAGAUCCAUAGAGGGACUUGGCCUUUAUGACUGCAAUGACUGUGGAAAUGUUAACAUGUUUGUUGAAGGAUUCCAUGAUGCCUUGGUGCUAUAUUCCAUUGCGUUACAUGAAGGCAUGAAGAAUGGAUACUCAAAGACAAACGGUACUGAGAUAACCUCACACAUGUGGAACAGAACUUUUGAAGGAAUUGCUGGCCAGGUAUCCAUAGAUGUCAAUGGUGAUAGAGUCGGCGAUUUCUCUUUGAUGGCAAUGACCAACAUUGAAGCAGGUAGCUAUGAGGUGGUAGUCAACUACUUUGGGGAAAAUAAAACUUUUCAGCUGUUGCCUGCCUUCAACAGUGAUCAUUUCACUCUGACAAGAAGAAAGGAAGUGCCAAAAAAAGAAAAAGAAGUGGAAAAUCAUUCAUGUGGACUGGGAGUAUCAGCCUUAACUGGAGUCACGGUUGGAGCUGUUCUUGGAGCUCUAAUGCUGAUAGCAUUCUACUUUUUCAGAAAAAACUACAGGAUAACUAUUCAGCGGCGUACACGUGUUGAAGAGCCUGAAUCCAUGAAGCACCAUCAGUUACGAGAGGACUCCAUAAGAUCAAACUUCUCAGCAGCUUAAUCCACAUUAAGGAUGAGUUCCUGACAGAUUAUACAUGUGAAUGUGGAUAAAGUUUUUACUGUAUUUUUCAGUGAUUCCAUAUCCACUGCAAUUUGACAUUUCUUGUUGUAUUUAGGACAGAUUUACUUCUUAGAACCUGGGUCUGUUUUAACAGGUACACACACCAGUCACCUUAGACCAGUGUUUCCCAACCCUGGUCCUCAAAACUCACUGCCCUGCAUGUUUUAGGUAUUUCCUUGCUUCAGUC